UACUGCUUCAACCUACCUAUACAAAAAUGGACAUUCUGGCUAUGUCAUUCUGUGUAAAAAGCAGUCACAGUCACCUGUCGGUGUCUCUAAAGUGUCAGCACCUACUUGGAUUUGAGGAGGAAAAGCAAGCCUCAGCAUUCAUACCACCAGCCUUGACACCUAAUCAGUCCUUCCAACUGCGCGAUUUGCCAGGGUCUCAGCUACACUUGCUCUGCCAAGCACUGUGUAAUCCAUACUGUAAAAUCAAAGACUUGAAAAUGAUUUUCUGCCACCUCACAGCUUCUUGUAGUAGGGACCUCUCUUUAGUAUUAGAAACCAACCAGUAUCUGAUAGAUUUGGAAUUUGUAAAACAUACCCCGGAAGAUUCAGAAGUGAAGCUUCUGUGUGAAGGAUUAAAACAGCCAAACUGUAUCUUACAGACAUUGAGGUUGUUUGUUAGCUUUCUCCCUGAAAGCUCAGAGGCUGUCUGCAAGUAUCUUGCCUCUGUUCUCAUUUGUAAUCCAAACCUCACUGAGCUGGACCUAAGUAAAAAUCCCCUGGGGGACACUGGGGUGAAGUAUCUUUGUGAGGGUCUCAGACAUUCAAACUGCAAAGUGGAGAAACUAGAAUUGUGGACCUGUAACCUGACGAGAGAGUGUUGUCAGGAUUUGUGCAAUGCACUCUAUGCCAAUGAACACCUGAGAGACCUUGACCCCAGUGACAAUGCCUUAGGGGAUGAGGGCAUGCAGGUGCUGUGUGAAGGGUUGAAACAGCCUUUCUGCAAACUACAGACCUUGUGCAUUGACAUGGAUCAUUUACAUGAAGAAACAUUCAGAGAAAUUGAAGCUUUAAAAGUGAGCAAGCCUGGAAUCACCUGGUAGUUUCCUAGGAGAGCCCCCAAAUCAGAUGCAUAUAGACCCCCUCCAUCUGAUGCUAUCUUUAACAAUUGUUCAGUAUUCUUGUUUUAAACCUGUUAACCUUUGCUGAGGAUGCUAGUGUGAAAUAAGCAGCAGUGCUUCCUAUUUCUUAUGUAGAACCAUCCACUAAGUAGUAUAUAAAAGUCAGAAAAACCUUAGCUCAAAUGUCUUCAGCACUAAUACCUUACAUUCAUAUAUUAUAUUACAAUGUUUACUAUGUUUUCACAAAAACCCUGGAAGCUCAGAUGAAACUCAGAGAGGAUGUGACUAGCUUCAGGUCACACAGCUCAUUAGUGGGGGAGUUGGGACUGGAAUAUCCAUGUUUCCAAAUAUCCAGACCAGGGAGGAAAACAAUAGAAAAAGACAUGAAUGAGUCCACUUAAAGAAACAUGACACUCGAAAUGAAUAAAGGACAAGAGGAUAUACAAACACAUGUUAUAUCUUAUGGUGCUGAUUUUAAAUAAAACUGUAAUUCGCAAAGGAAAGAGGGAAGAAUGAGUUCAUAGAGAAAGGCUUUAUGGAAGUUAGAUAUGAUAUGGGCCUUGAGAAUCAGUAGGAUUGACAUGAGGGAGAUACACUGGCCAGUUGCUGUAAGACUGCAGGCAAUAGGGCCGUGUUUGUGAGAAGCUCACCAAAGCCACCUAGGGAGAGAGAAAUGUUUGCAUUAGAGUUUCUUGAGCUGCCAUAGUAUCCAUAUCUUAGGUUCCUGAGGGUGCUUUCCAGGUCCCAGGCUCAACUCCCUUUUCUGAACUUUUAAUACCUCCCCUAUGUGUUCGUUCUUGUUCAUGGACUCCUCUAUGAUCAAGCCACUCCUCAUCUCUGACGUCAUGUUUUGUAGCUUAGCAUGGAUCCUGCACAACCUCAUGUUUCUAUCUCUGCCUAGCUUGCACAAAAACACUAGAUAAGACAAGUAGAGAAAAGGAAUGCCAGGCAAGUAAAAUAGCACAAAGUUCAUGAAAUAGGAGAGAAUGUGUUGUGGGAUUGACAGAAAAGUAGGCUUACCUGAUUAAACUGUAGUCGUCUCCGGAAGCUACUUGACUAGCUGUGUGACCCUGAUUGAGUCACUUGGAUUCUUGGAGCCUCAGUUUUCUCAGGUAUAAAAUGGCAUUAACCUUGCAAGGCUGUUGUUUCCAAAGCGGUGCCUACCCCACAGUGGGUACAAAUUAAUGGUAGCUGUUUAUAUGAGUGUGUACCUGUAAUAUAACCUAGCUGUGUAGUCUUUGAGCUGCCACAUUUUUUUGCUGUGUAGUUAGUAUGAAAUGCGCAUUUGAACUAAGUGUGUGUGCUGGAAGCAGUGACUCUAGUUGAGGAAGAGACACAGAGUGGGAAGUUAUUGCAAGUAAGAGGUCCAGUUUCUCCAUGUCUUUAUUAUCAUGAGUUGUUCCCUACUACCCUGGGAGAUAACUCUUAAGCAGGAGACCAAGCCUAGCAUGAGAAGAAUGGUCAAGAUAGCAGUUUGUUUCCAGUUUUCUCAAGUUCUUCUUCUCUUUAGUUAUUUAACCCUUACUUAUUGAGCAUUUAUUAUGUGCUGGGUUUUAUGCUAAAUGUUGGCCUUACAGAGAUGAAUAUACUUUUUCCUAUGCAUUUCUCUUACCAUGUUCUCUGACUGCCCUGGUUCCUCUAUCAGUCUAAUAAACAUCUGAUAAAACUCAGUCACAUUAAGAACUCAAAAAUAUAAUGUUAAAUGAAAAAUUGCUGAACUGUAUGUGUAUAUCCAGUUUGUAUUCAAAAGAUAAAUAUACAUGUGUAUGUUUGUGUUCAGAAUAUGUAUGGAAGGAUAUAUACACAGUUGGUAAAUGGGAGUUAACGCUGGCAAGAGGAAUUUUGCAAGCAAGAGCAGUGGGAGAAGAAGAAAGGAACUUCUCAUUUUCAUCUAUAGCCCUCUAUUCUACUUGAUGUUUUAACAUGUGCAUGUAUUACUUUUAUAAUUAAUAAACUUGAUGUUAAAAAAUAAAAUCAUUUAUACUGGGAA
This is a messenger RNA of Pteropus alecto (black flying fox), 2868 nucleotides long. RefSeq names its product NACHT, LRR and PYD domains-containing protein 12. Gene Ontology annotation, molecular function: protein binding. NCBI's taxonomy places the organism in Eukaryota, Metazoa, Chordata, Mammalia, Chiroptera, Pteropodidae. The record is from RefSeq and is a predicted model, not a curated record. The coding region runs from base 27 to 860 and encodes 277 amino acids. The transcript has 6 exons. Gene Ontology annotation, cellular component: cytoplasm.